GGAACCAACCAAGAGAGAGAGCGCCGUGAAUUACAGAGAAGAUGAAUUGUGUGAGAGUGGGAACAUUGGUCAAACGAUAUUCCAACUCCAGAUCCAGAUCCCAUUUCCUAGCAUUCCCGGAACGCCGCCGUCCCAUCUCCUCCCCCUCCUCGUCUCCCACCGAGGAAAUCUUAAAACCCACCUCCUUCAAUUUCAAAAAUUACGUGGCCCAAAAAGCCAAUACCAUCAACCGAGCCCUCGACGCCGCCGUUCCGCUCAAAGAUCCCAUGGAGAUCCACAAGGCCAUGCGCUACUCUCUCCUCGCCGGUGGCAAGCGAAUCUGCCCGCUCGUUUGUAUCGCGGCCUGCGAGCUCGUUGGCGGCACCGAACCCAUGGCCAUGCCCGCCGCUUGCGCCGUCGAGAUGAUCCACACCAUGUCUCUGAUCCACGACGAUCUUCCUUGCAUGGACAAUGAUGACCUCCGCCGAGGGCAGCCCACGAGUCACAAGGUUUUCGGCGAAGCCGUGGCGGUUCUCGCCGGCGAUGCACUCCUUGCAUUAGCGUUCGAGCACAUAGCCUCCUCCACGGUGGGCGUGCCCUCUGCGAGGAUUGUCCGUGGAAUUGGACAGCUUGCGAGGUUCAUUGGCGCUGACGGGGUCGUAGGCGGUCAAGUAGCUGAUUUAACUUCAAAGGGGCAGUCUGAAGUGAGUUUAGAGUACCUCGAAUUCAUUCAUCUGCGCAAGACCGCAGCCAUGUUGGAAGGCACUGCGGUUCUUGGAGCUGUGCUGGGUGGUGGUUCCGACGAGGAGGUUGAGAAACUGAGGACUUUCGCCAGGUACACUGGAUUACUUUUUCAGGUAGUGGAUGACAUUCUCGACGUGACAAAAUCGUCGGAGGAAUUGGGGAAAACGGCGGGGAAGGACUUGGUGGCCGAUAAGGUUACGUAUCCCAAGCUAAUGGGUAUCGACAAAUCGAGGGAGUUUGCGGAGAAAUUGAAGGAGGAUGCGCAGGAGCAGCUCUCCGGCUUUGAUCUCGAUAAGGCUGCGCCGUUGGUUGCCCUGGCCGAUUUUAUUGCUCAUAGAUCAAACUAGUCUCAUUUGUAAAUCUGUAACUUCUAACAGGUCGUUUUAGGGGAGGCUCCAUCGUUUUGGAGGAGGCUCUUUGUAGAGAUUUCCGAUUGGGCAAAUUACGUAUAAGGACUCUGCAUUUUUAUAAAAAAGAUUAGUUUAUUAUCAAAA
This is a messenger RNA of Carya illinoinensis, 1217 nucleotides long. Its product is annotated as geranylgeranyl pyrophosphate synthase, chloroplastic-like. Gene Ontology annotation, molecular function: geranylgeranyl diphosphate synthase activity. The coding region runs from base 42 to 1070 and encodes 342 amino acids. The record is from RefSeq and is a predicted model, not a curated record. Gene Ontology annotation, biological process: isoprenoid biosynthetic process. Lineage: Eukaryota; Viridiplantae; Streptophyta; Magnoliopsida; Fagales; Juglandaceae. The transcript has a single exon.